AUGUCAGAUAUCAACACGAAGAUCCGGUGGUACGCUAAAAUACGUGAACUACUCACCAGACUUGACCUCCUUGAAGGCCAAUCAAUCGCCGCACGCGAUCGCGCGGAAAUAAUUUCGGAACUCGGAAUCGUACUCAAGAUCUUUGGAUACAGGAAAUUUUACGUCCCAGUAAAGAGGUUCGCGAGGAUUGACUGGUACCCCCAGAUGCAUGAGCUACUUUGCCAACUGGAAGCCCUCGAGGACCAGGAGGAUGUGGUGUUGGCUCGCCAGCAUAUCGUCAAAGAUAUCGGAUCGAUGCUGAAGGGAUUCGUGAUUGAUGAGCCUGUAAAAGAGCCGAGGGGGUUCAUGAUGGAGGCGCUUCCUCUCCGCCCACGGGCGGCAGGCAAUGGAGCCACGGGAACUGUUCCCAGUGUGGUUGCUACAGCUCCGGAGAACAAGGGAGAGAGCAACAAGGUAUCCGAGGUCGCACAAGUUGCGCCGAGCAAUCCUUCAGCCCUGGCUCAUUCUGCUGCCCCUGCUCUCAAGAAAGGCAAGACCUUCUUCCACUUCAUCCGUCACGCUCAAGCAGCCUGCAACUUGCGUGGAGCAGACUAUACCAAAGUCGAUCCCGAACUCACAGACCUCGGAAUGCGCCAGGCCGAACACAGUUUGGCCCCCAACUUCCCACCCAUGGCUCAGAUCACUCACAUCCUCGUGUCGCCAAUGCGACGUACAAUGAAAACCAUGAUGCUUGGCCUCGCACCUGCAUUACAGCGUGGCAUAAUUCCGAUUGCGUGGCCUGCGCUGAAGGAGUUGGGAGACUUCGGCGCCAACACUGGCAUCACAGCUGCUGAGCUGCAGGCUUGGAUAGCGGGUACGGUCGAUAUCAAUAUGAAGCUUGUUGGUGAAAGCUGGGGAAAGCCUAUGGUGGAGGAUAAUCAUGCAGCGCGCAGAGCACGAGCAAUUUAUGUUGAGCAUUGUCUUGGGACGUUCGCGACGGCUGUGAGAGUGGAUGGUGCUUGUGGCUGGGCCUGGCAGGACUCGGAGAACGAAAUGGGCGUUCGUGUAAAGCGCGUUCCUGAGGAGGAGAAUGUUCAUGUCGCAGUAGUCAGCCACGGUGCGCUUUUGAGGAGAGUCGCCCGGUCUUGUACUCAGACAGAAUGGAAGCCCCUCAACACCGAAUUCCGCAGCUUCGAGUACUGCCCGGACAAGAGGACCUUGAUAGAGACGGAAGAGAGUAACAAGUUCUUUGCUGGCGAGAGAGCGAGGGUCACAUCCCAGGCCUUCAUUUCUUUGUAA
Drepanopeziza brunnea f. sp. 'multigermtubi' MB_m1 is the source of this 1278-nucleotide messenger RNA. RefSeq lists its product as uncharacterized. Lineage: Eukaryota; Fungi; Ascomycota; Leotiomycetes; Helotiales; Drepanopezizaceae. Gene Ontology annotation, molecular function: phosphatase activity. The record is from RefSeq and is a predicted model, not a curated record. Gene Ontology annotation, cellular component: cytoplasm.